Molecule: messenger RNA, 3849 nt
Organism: Chironomus riparius
Lineage: Eukaryota; Metazoa; Arthropoda; Insecta; Diptera; Chironomidae
Source: the annotation of a GenBank genome assembly
CUGUGAAUCGGUUUAGUACAGACUAAACUUUAGAACACGGCUAGCUAUUAUUACUCGAGACUAAUGUUUUUGAAACAUAUUUUAAUUCCCACACAUCUUUAGGUCAUAAGAGACAAUAGACAUGUUUGCAAGGAAUUUUGCUGUCAAAUAUAAGCCAAUCAAGUCCAAUUUUGUGGAUCUUCCAGAAACAUACAAAAGAUUAGUUUCGACAUGUAAGACUGGAUGUCUUUUGCUGCAUUUCAGCGAUUAUCGGACCGGACAGUACAAGAGUGUUUAUGUGUCAUGGUCGAACAACAUUAGAGCUACAAAUCCAUUUGAGGAAGAGGAACUUGGCAUUAAUCCACAAUUAGCAGAUCUCCUAGGAAUCAAGGAUGGCAUCAAUAUUUCAUGUUCAGUCAUUCAAAGUGCCUCAACUUUAAAAUCUGUGACUAUAAAUUUAUCAGAUGAAGAUUAUCAAGUUGCUGAAUGUUCAUUAGACAGAAUCCAAAAUGACAUGCUGGAUCAAAUCUCAAUUGUGGGUCGAUAUCAACCGUUUGUUAUAUGGCUUAAUAAAUCCAUUUCCGUAAACGCUGUCGUCGAUAAUUUGAGUCCAUCUUUCAACUAUGGACGUAUACAAAAUGACACUGAAAUAUCAAUAAAUAGGAAAAUGACCCAAGCGGACUUUAUGCGACAGAAAACGAAAACUGCAAACGAUUCAGACGCAAAGAUGAAGCGACGGAGUGUCAUCGAAAAAUCAGAGACUGUGGAUUUUUCAAAUUAUCCACAAAGUUUAAGACGUAAUAAUAGUUUUAUUGAGUCACGCAAAUUUUUGGACGCACCAGACAUAAAUGGAAGUAGUCGUCGGACAUCUAAUGGAUGGGAUUCAUUGGAAAUGACUGCUAAGAAACCUCCAUCGGUUAGUCCAAGAAGUAGCAUUAAGAGACUUACAUCGAAGGAUAAUGACAGUGCAAAAACAAGUGUUAAUGGACGUAGUGAGAAUGUGAUAGAGUCAGUGCCAAAGAAAAUUAAUCCAUUGAUUCCAAGUUCAAGUUUGAGUAAUAUUAAGUCAUACGAGACGAAAGAAGAUAAAGAGUUUGUGCCAAUUUCAAGCAGUUUGAGUACAAGCAAUAUAAAGAGAGUUCAAGAAAAGUCAAAGCAGUUCCUCGAACAAUUAUCUAACACAGAAUCGCCAAAACGUAAAUUAUUAAAUAGUGUGAGUUCGAGUAGCAUACCAAAAAUUAUUGCCUCAUCAUCAUUAAUGUCGGAAUCAAAACAGAAUCAUAAAUUACUACUUGAAGACAUAAAGAAGGCACUAGCAAGAGAAAUACAGAAGCGUUAUUUUAUUAAGAUAAAAAUUGUAAAUGAUAAGAAAAAGGCACAGAAAUUCAUGCAAAUUAAUGAUAUCUACAUUUCUAAGUCUGCAGCGGUUAAUAUCAAUCAGAUCCAUAAAAUACAUACAAAGGAUGAUAAGGAAUAUCACGUACGUGUGAAAUAUAAUGAAAGUGUGCCUGAAAAUACAGCCGAAAUUCAUCCAGUACUAGCGAAAGUGCUCAACAUCCAACAAGGCAUACAAUUGGAAAUAAUAGAAACAAAACUCGUGUCUAACUGCAUUGAAGGCAUUGAGCUCAUCCCACAUUCAAAUAUAUCUGAAAAUAAUUUUGGCAUUCAAAUUGCAAAAGACAUUGAUGAGAAAUUCAAGAAAUACGUAAAUGCAAAUUCAAGAAUACUUCCAUUAAUCCUCAAUCAGAAUCAGAUCUUUAAGCUUGAUGACUAUCUAUUGACAAUUAAGUUAUAUCCAUUGUCAACAACAGCCUGUUGCAUCGAUAGUGAGAUCCUUCGUGAGGAUUUAAUUGAAGUAAUUAAGCGAGGAGAACCGCAUGAAUUUGCAGCCAUGUUGCAGCAAGAAAAAGAGAAAGAUAAGAGGAAUAAGAAGAAGGAUGAAACUGAUUUAUAUCAAUUAGAUAAGAUUGAGAAAAUAGUCAAUGACUUUACACAUGAUAUACAUCCAGUCAGCAAUAGAUAUCGAGUCAUGAAGUCAGAACAGAAUAAUAGCAUCCUCGUAGGUCCAACACAUUCAGGCAAGACGACAGUUUGUAAUGAGAUCCAGAAGAAUUUAGAGGAACGGAACAUUAGUGUGACUGUCUUUAAUUGUGCUCAAUAUAAAGGAAGAAAAAUUGAUUCAAUAAUUAAGGAUAUGAAAGCUACUCUAUUGGAAUGCCUGAAAACAUCACCAUCGGUUUACAUGAUUCAUGGACUGGAUACAUUGUGUUAUCAGUCACACGAGGAGCAGCAGUCACAAGAAGGCGAAUAUCAACAGAAAUUGGCAAAUAAUUUGAGGCACUUAUUUGAGGAAUUUACACACGAUUAUGGCAGUGCUGUAAACUUAUUAAUAACAAUUUCAAAAUUGUCAAAUAUCAGCAAAAUUAUCCACAAAAGUUUCGGAAGCUACUUAUUCAAGAAUGUCACUAAAAUACCAAAUCUUGAGGCUACAGACAGAAAAUCACUUUUUAAGCACUUCUUCGAGACAUCGUCAGUAAAAUUGGACUCAACACUUGACUGGGAUAAAUUUGCUAGAAUUACUGAAGGCUAUAAAAUUGGGGAUAUCAGUCAAUUUGCUGACCGUGCGAUUUUCUUUGCUUUUAAGCAUGAUUAUUCAAAUCCAGUCGUGACUGAAGAUAUUAUGAAAAAGUCAUUGACCAUUUCUAAUCAAUUAUGUCUUGAAGGAAUCAAAACAGAGACUGCAAAUGAUGAUGAUGAGAAACUUGAUCUGACUGAGAAAAUUCCAGGCAUGGAUGAUGUCAUUGAGACAUUAGAGGAAGUGCUGAUUUGGCCAACGAAAUUCCCAAAAAUAUUCAAAAAUUCGCCGUUGAGAAAUCAAGCUGGAAUUUUGUUAUUUGGAAUGCCAGGAAGUGGCAAAGGCUUUAUUGUGUCUCAAAUCACUAAACGAUGGAACUUAAGAUUAAUAUCCAUUAAAGGUCCAGAACUGCUUGCCAAAUAUAUCGGUCAAAGUGAGGAAAAUGUCAGAAAUCUAUUUGAAAAAGCAAAAUCAGCAAAGCCAUGUGUUCUAUUUUUUGAUGAAUUUGAAAGUUUGGCACCAAGACGUGGACAUGAUUCAACAGGCGUAACUGACAGAGUUGUCAAUCAAUUGCUAACAGAACUUGAUGGCGUUAAAAGUUUAGAAGGUGUUUCAAUUAUUUGUGCUUCAUCUCGUCCAGAUCUUAUAGAUCCAGCAUUGUUGCGUAGUGGACGUAUAGACAGACUAGUAGAAUGUAAACUACCGAACGGACAGGAACGAUUGGAAAUAAUUCGAUUCCUUUCAAAAUCAUUAACAUUUGACUCACAUGUUGAUUUUAAGAAAAUUGCUGCCAAAAUGAACAGCUUUACAGGAGCUGAUAUUAAGAGUGUCUUAACAACAUCGAAUAUGAGUGCAAUUGAACAGGAACUGAAUAAAAAUAAUGGCAAAUUUGUGGAACAAGUGCUUAUAACUCAGGAGCAUUUAGAAAACGCUUUUAAGAGCACUAGACCGUCAUUAAAUCAACAAGAUAUUGAGAAAUAUCGAGUCCUAUACGAUAAAUUUAAGAAUAAAAAGUCUGUAACGGUUGAAACGCCUCAAAGAGUGAGCUUAGCUUAAGCGCAGGCAUUUUAGGUGAUUGAUAGUUUUAUAAAUUUUUAAUUUUUUUAUUGAAAAAUGUUCGUUUUUGUUAUGUUUUGCCGGUGAUAGAAUUUAUUUAUUUUGUACCUAGACACUCGCUUAUAAAUGGAUGGCUUUCUAAUCUUGGAUUAAAAUUGGGAUUUGUUUAAAUCGGCGAGGAUUUAAAAAGUUCGUUAUUUUGAACCUCAAUUUUUGAAUUUUCAGUAGAUGACUUUUAA